Molecule: messenger RNA, 1313 nt
Organism: Populus euphratica (Euphrates poplar)
Lineage: Eukaryota; Viridiplantae; Streptophyta; Magnoliopsida; Malpighiales; Salicaceae
Product: TatD related DNase
Exons: 12
Coding region: 52-1014 (320 amino acids)
Cellular component (GO): cytosol
Molecular function (GO): 3'-5'-DNA exonuclease activity
Source: RefSeq, a predicted model, not a curated record
UUUGACAGUUACAGUUACAUACCAAACAGGAAGUUCAGUAUCUGAAUAGCAAUGGCAACCAUACGAAUGAUAGAUAUAGCUGUGAACUUCACAGAUGGAAUGUUCAAAGGGAUCUACAAUGGGAAGCAGUACCAUGUAGCUGAUAUAGCCAAUGUGUUGAGCAGGGCUUGGAACGCUGGUGUAGAUCGAAUCAUUGUGACUGGUGGGUCCCUUGAGGAGUCGAAGGAAGCUCUUGCCAUUUCCGAGACUGAUGGAAGGCUUUUUUGUACGGUUGGAGUCCACCCAACAAGGUGUAAGGAGUUUGAAGAGAGUGGGGAUCCAGAAAAGCAUUUUCAGGCUCUCUUGUCAUUGGCCAAAGAGGGAAUGCAAAAAGGAAAGGUGGUGGCUAUUGGUGAGUGUGGACUGGAUUAUGACAGGCUUCACUUUUGCCCACCAGAUAUUCAAAAGAAGUACUUUGAGAAGCAGUUUGAAUUAGCACAUGCCACAAAGCUACCAAUGUUUCUACAUAUGCGUGCGGCUGCGGCAGAUUUCUGUGAAAUUGUAGAACGUAACAAAGAAAGAUUCAGUGGCGGGGUCACUCAUUCAUUUACUGGUAGUGCAGAAGAUUGCGGAAAACUUCUUUCAUUUAAUAAUAUGUAUAUAGGUGUAAAUGGCUGCUCUCUGAAAACUCCUGAGAAUCUUGAUGUUGUGAGCAGUAUCCCUGUUGAGAAAAUGAUGAUUGAAACAGAUUCUCCAUAUUGUGAAAUCAAGAAUAGUCAUGCUGGGAUUAAGUUUGUAAAAUCUACUUGGCCUUCUAAGAAGAAAGAGAAGCAUGAGCAGGAUUGCAUUGUCAAAGGUCGCAAUGAGCCUUGUUUAGUUCGGCAAGUUCUUGAGGUUGUGGCUGGAUGCAAAGGCAUCACUGAAAUAGAACAAAUGAGCAGGACCAUUUACCACAACACCUGCAGGGUUUUCUUUCCCCAAGACCUGGAUUCUGCUGCAGAUGCUCUUCUUUCAGGUCAUCUUGAUUCUCAAUGAACUUCUAGUGGUUUUAUUUGAGCCAUAAAAAGAAAAAUUCCCAUCAGUGUUAACAUUUCCAGUUCCGCUGCCGGUUGUUGAAGCCAUAAAUAAUGCUUCCAUCUCAUGACAUCUUGUUGUAACAACAUUGGCAUCAUCUUAUGAAGGUUACAUAUUUGCCAGGUGUCUUUUUUUUUUUUUUUUGAACUGCCCAGCGGUUUGGGAUGGGGAGGAUUUCUCCUUGCAUACUUCUCAAUUAACUGUUGAUCAGCAAAUUCACUUGUAUAUGUGACAAUACACAUUGACAUGUACCGAAACAA